CAGCAUCGUGUUAUUUGUACUGACAGUUUUUUGUGACAGUAAACAUGACAGUAUAAAAUAAAGUCCAAACUGUAAAAGUACAAAGGUUGAUUUGUUGCUGAUAGGAAUCCUUUAUUACCAAUAGACAAUAGCCUAGUCAUUCAUUUCAAAUAUCAAUUUUCGUUAGUUAGUGGAUACCUAAUGAAAGGAUCUUUGAAAAUGAAAUUUUCAUUGUACUUGCUGUUAGCAUUUUCAGUCAUAUCAGCAAUCGCACAUGAGGAAGAUGUGUACACUAUCAAAUAUACAGCAGAUAAUUUUUCACAGGAAGUUGCUAAGAAAAAUCACUUUGUCAUGUUUUAUGCACCCUGGUGCGGACAUUGUCAGAAAUUCGCUCCAAAAUGGGAACAGCUUGCAGAAAUGUUGAAUGAAGACGAGAACAAUAAUAUAAAAAUUGCUAAAGUGGAUUGUACAACAGCCAGCGAAGUUUGUUCCGAACAAGAUAUAACAGGAUACCCCACCCUAAAGUUCUUUAAAGUUGGUGACAAUGAAGGGGUAAAGUUCAGAGGUACCAGAGACCUCCCGACAAUCACAACUUUCAUCAAUGAACAACUGCGAGAGGGUGAUGACGAAAUUACUGACACAAACAUUUCCCAACCCGUAGAGGGGCUGCAUGAACUUACAGAGGAAAAUUUCGAAAAUCAUGUUGCAACUGGAAAACAUUUUAUUAAGUUUUAUGCUCCUUGGUGUGGACACUGUCAGAAAUUGGCUCCAACUUGGGAACAAUUGGCUAAAACUUUUGAAUUUGAAUUUGACGUGAGCAUAGGAAAAAUUGACUGUACGCAACACAGGACAAUAUGCAAUAAUUUCGAAGUCAAGGGUUAUCCCACACUAUUGUGGAUUGAAGAUGGAAAGAAGAUCGAAAAGUAUCAAGGGGACAGAGGUCAUAACGACCUCAAACAGUAUGUCAACAAAAUGCUGGGCACCCAAAAGGAAGGACAGGCUGAACAACCUCCAAAAACCGUUACCAAAGACACUUCUGGUGAACUCACUGGUGACACCUUCCAAACCAAUAUCGAGUCUGGCAUAACGUUCGUCAAAUUCUUCGCCCCAUGGUGUGGCCAUUGCAAAAGGCUCUCCCCCACUUGGGACGGCCUGAGAGAGAAGUUCUCCACUAACAGUAAAGUCAAAAUCUUCAAGAUUGACUGUACGUUAGAGGAAAAUAAGCAACUGUGUAACGACGAAGAAGUGGAAGGCUUCCCUACUUUGUUCUUGUACAAGGAUGGAGAGAGAAUAUCAGAGUAUAGUGGCAGUAGGUCUUUGGAGGAUCUGUAUGAGUUUGUGUUGAAGCAUGUAAGACACGACGAGUUGUAAAUUUUUUGAGGUUUUAUAGUUUCAAAUACUUACCAGCAUUUUUUGACUGAUAUCUCAAGGGUGUUCAUCUUGGUAUUUUUUUCAUUGAUUUGUAAUGUAGUGCGUUAUACAGGGUGCUUCAAAUGACUUAAGUGUUGGAGAAAUAGAUCCGAGUUUGAGUUUUCUAGUCAUAUUAUUGAGUUUGUUUUCUUGAAGCUGGUACUCUACAAGAAUAUAUUGAUUUUUCAAUAUUUUCCUUGGAAUUUAAAGAAAACAGUAAAACUGUCAAACCAAAAAGAAAGUUAUUUAUUAUCUUCAUCAAUUCUUUUGAUAAUUAUAUAAUUGUCAUUUUCAAAGACGCAGCGUAUAAACUAUACAACCCUGUAAGUCUAGGAUUUUUUACCCACCUGAAAUUGUUGUGUAUUUUUUUUUUUAUAAAAUCGACAUUUUCUCAUACAACAAGAAAUGAAAAAAAUUGAUAUUAUUUCUUAUUUAAUUCAGAUAAUCUCUAAACUGAUUUUGAUUCUAUUCAUAAUGGAUGUGAAAACGUGUUCAACAUGAAAAUAUAGUUUUUUGCAAAGAUCUGAGCAAUGUUACAAGUUCAUUUUGUUUUUUUUUUCAAAAAUCAUCAAUGCCUCUGUCAUAUUCUGCUAUCUUAAUCAUACAUAUUCCUUUAAGGCAAAAAGUGAUUCAGUGUUUUUCUUUAAAAAAAUGUACAUCCACUUUGUUGGUUUAUAUUUGAUUUAAAGCAUCCAUCAAUUUGAUGUUUAAUAUUUAAUAAAACACCAGUACAAUCUGAUUAUAUAGUAUAAGGAUUUCAUUUGGAGCACAUGUAUUUUUUCUAUGUUGGCUACUCUGUUUGUCAUAAGUGUCAGUUGUCGUUACUUCAGAUACGUCAAUGACAAAUAUACAGGAUUGCCAACUUAGAAAAAAUGCAUGUGCUCCAAACAAAAUGCUUAUCUGAUAUAGUCAAUUUUUGUUUGUUAUAAUUAUUUUUUGAGAAACACUAAAAACUUGCUCUGGAAAAUGAUCUGUGUCCAUAUUUUACAAGUUUGUAUAGGUAUUGUACAUUUCAUUACUCAACAAAUACCAAAUCAAGUUCUUGUGAUUUUCAAUGAGAAAUAUUGGAAUUGUUCAAAUAUACACCCUAAAACACAACUGAAGAACGUUUUCAUUGUUAUUUUCGAUUUCAAACCAGAAAUUAACAAAGGAAGAAUUAUAAUCUUCCUCUAGUGGACAAGAUGAUUCUGUGAACCACAGAGUUUGUUAUUCUAGGAUGAACUAAUAUCUACAGCCCCCAUGGGCUGCCGAGUUUCAUAACAGUUAUGAUGCCAAAAAUUAGUUUAUUGGUAUUAGAAGUAUCAAAAUAUAUAUUUCAGAUUUUAUUUUUCAAAUAAUAACUAUUAUCAAAUCAUUAUACACGGCGACAUUCAGUAUUUUAUGAGGUAAAAAAUCUGAAAUUGGGAAUAGAGGUAUUGAUCAUCGAAGUCCAUAUUUUUAAUGAUAAAACAAUUGAAAAUCUAUAUGGGGUUGGAAAUGAACACAAGUCAAUAAAUUCAGACCAUUCAAUCGAAUAUAAAAUUAUCUUUUCAAUUUCCAUUAAAACUGUCAAUUUUCUCCAAAUGAAUUAUGGCAUCACUAUGGGGUUAUCUUAAGAAAUAUUGUCAAACAAUUCAAUGUAGGGAGAAACAAACUAUACAGCUGCCGGACUGAGUCAUGGCCGGUGAGAGACCUUUCCCUCAAAAUGAGCAGUAGAUGUGUAGAAAUCUGGUUAUCAGUAUCUUAGAUUAUUCGAGCCGUAAACAUCAAAAUUCAAGACCAUAUUCAGUUAGUGAUGGAGUUCAAAAGUAAAUUGCAUAAACAUAUUUUUAAUAGUCAAACUCGUGAAGAUACAAUACGAUUUCUCCCACAGGCCAUGACUCAGUCCAGUAGAUGUACCUUUAUUCCAAUUUUCAAAUUGUUUACCUCAUAAUGCAUAGUUGUUUUAGAUAUUAUUGAGCUGUUACAUUGCUUCGGUUGAUUUCAUUUUACAAAUAUAAAAAUACUGAAAAAUCUAGAGGUGAUCGAAAAUAGAUCUGAAGGCUUCAUCCGAAAUUGACUAUUCAUUUAUUGAACAAAUAAUUUUUUUCAAUUUGUCAGAUUUUUUCUCUACACUUUUUAAAUCGAAAAUUAAGAGAGAUUUUGGCAUAUACCAUGAGAAGUGAAAUUUUUUUUUUCAUCUUUUGUAUAUGCUUUUUUGAAUCUUGCUACUGAGAAAAGUGGCUCACAUAUUUGAGACACCCUGUAUUAGAGUUUACAGAUUCAGAUGCUUAUUGAAAUUUCAGACCCAACUGAAAUUUUGAGUGUUGCAAAAAAUAUUGUUUUACAACAUUCCUGAAUGUUGUUUUAUGACCAGACAGUAUUCAGUUGAAAUAGAAACUUAACCUAAGGCUAGUACUUGACUGAUACCAAGAACUAUGACUAGAAAGUUGAAUUAUGUUUUAAUAAAGAUUGAGCUCAAAAUGAAACAGGCGGUAUUCUUAGGUUUAGUUCUUGAUUAUCAGUUACUAGUUUCAUUUCUUGGGCAUUGUUGGAUAAAAACUGACAAAUCAGAAUGAUUCCCUUAGAAAUUGUAAGCUAGAUGUUUUUCAUUUCACUGCAGAAUUUGAAAGUUCCACAAGAUUAAAUUUCACAUCAAUUAUACUCUUUCUUCUUUGUGUGUAGGUAAUUCUUAGUGUUUGUUUUUUUCUAGAGAAGUGUUUGUGGUUCUUCAUUCACAAGUUCAUUUUUUGUUUUGUUUUUUAAAAUUUUAUUUGUAAAUAAAGUUUGAUAAGAUAUUGA
Molecule: messenger RNA, 4149 nt
Organism: Leptinotarsa decemlineata (Colorado potato beetle)
Lineage: Eukaryota; Metazoa; Arthropoda; Insecta; Coleoptera; Chrysomelidae
Gene: prtp
Product: thioredoxin domain-containing protein pretaporter
Biological process (GO): protein folding
Cellular component (GO): endoplasmic reticulum
Molecular function (GO): protein disulfide isomerase activity
Source: RefSeq, a predicted model, not a curated record